GGGCUUGGGAUUGUCAGUGAUUUUUUGAAAGACACAGGUGCGUGGUUUGAGAGAGCCACAACUCACGAACCAAUCCAACCACCCUCACACUCAUCAAACCCACCACCACCAUCACUGAUACCAUUGGGUGCAGAUUUCUUUUCGGGUUUUUCCGCCCGGAUCUUCUGUUCGGCAUAAUAAUCCAAAGUUGCCAAGAGUUUCCAUGAGUGUCUCUCUUAAGCGUUUUUGUCUAUGUGACUCUGUGGUUCCUUUUUCUUCAUAUUGUGAGGAGGAAGGCUGUGAACUAUUCUAGUUUCCAUGGCUACUGAAACAGCUAUUCAAGAUCCAAGAAAACAUGCUUUGGAGGCAUUGAAGCGGAGGUUUGCCUUUGUCGAGGCUGAUCUGCUACAGCAAAAGAACAAAAAGAGUAUAAAAGAAGGAGAUGGAAAAGAACUUCAUAGGACAACUUCUUUAGCAGAUAAAACUGAUGCAGCAGUCACUCCCUCAUUUGAUGCUCAACACAAGAAAGAUUCUGAAGAAAAUGCUCCAGCAUAUUUGCAGCUCUCUCAAGCUGUACAUGAGAAUCUGCUGGCAUCCAAUGUUAAGCUUUCUAGUAGAAAAGGAGACAUGGUCGAUAAGAUUUUACACGAGCUUCUUCAGAAUGGUGAUAUGGCUCAGAAGUACAUGCAGAAGUCCAGAAAAAUACAUAUUGACCAUUUCGUCCUUCUUGAUAAUUAUGUACAAGGACGUGGUGUAUCUACUGGUUCUCAUAUCAGGGCUUUGCGGAUGCAUUCGAAGCGUUCUAAAAAGCACAUGUCCAUGAAACAGCAUAAAAAAUGUGGAUCAUUUGAUUUGCCCCACGAGCUUCAUAAGUUUGAUGUUUUUAGGCCUAUGCAUGAAAUGUGGAAAGGCUACAUGAUGCAACUGCUUAAAACUGUCGGGAAAAAUCAGUUGGCUCAGUGUCUUCUCAGCGCAGAUCUACACGGUGCUUUCAUUCUAGUUGCUGAGUGUAAAGCAACUUCUUUCACUGGAGUGAGUGGCAUCAUGAUUCGUGAAACUGCAGAAACAUUUGGGAUAAUUACACAAGAUGAUGUGUUCCGAGUUGUGCCCAAAAAGAUUUCUGUCUUUAUUUUCCAAGUUGAUUGCUGGAAAGUUACAUUGCAUGGGGACAAACUCACUUCAAGAAAUUUGGGCUUGUGAUCUUGAUAUUCAUCAUUGCAUCCAAGAAACUCAGAGAAUGUAUUUAGGUCCAACUUUGAUGGAGCUACAGGAAAGCACAAAAUGUGUAUCAAGCGAUAUUAGUGAUGGCCCCAUUCAGAGAUUCGUUAAGAUCAAGUGAAAAUUUAGAAUCUAGCGGUGAGGAGUUGACCAUGUCAUAUCCUGUUCUUUCAUUUCUAUGUGGAGAUGGGUCUUAACAAGGAUGAUUGAUGUGACAAUUUUUGGUUGGCAGGCAGCUGAGACAGUUUUGGUUUUACUUUUUAGACAGAAAACUAUGACAGGAAGGGCAAACCUAUCCUCAAGGUGAUUGCACUGCCAGGUGGUCUAUCCUGUUCUUUCAUUUCUAUGUUGUGCUUGACAGUACAAAAUAGGCAUGAGGAAUGCUGUUUAUGAUUGGUCGGGAAAAACUUACGAAACUUGUAAUAUUUAUUUCUCUUUAUAUUUAAGUGAUUUUUUUCUUUGCUUUCUUGGCUAUAA
Molecule: messenger RNA, 1674 nt
Organism: Quercus robur (English oak)
Lineage: Eukaryota; Viridiplantae; Streptophyta; Magnoliopsida; Fagales; Fagaceae
Product: ribonuclease MRP protein subunit POP4-like
Exons: 10
Coding region: 298-1179 (293 amino acids)
Biological process (GO): tRNA 5'-leader removal; rRNA processing
Cellular component (GO): ribonuclease P complex; ribonuclease MRP complex
Molecular function (GO): ribonuclease P RNA binding
Source: RefSeq, a predicted model, not a curated record